Molecule: messenger RNA, 590 nt
Organism: Colius striatus (speckled mousebird)
Lineage: Eukaryota; Metazoa; Chordata; Aves; Coliiformes; Coliidae
Product: avidin
Exons: 4
Coding region: 65-514 (149 amino acids)
Molecular function (GO): biotin binding
Source: RefSeq, a predicted model, not a curated record
GGCAGAGCAGCAGAGCCCUGCAAGGAGCACAGCCUCGGUACGCCACUGCCUGCCCACUGCAGAGAUGAUGCGAGCAACUGCCUUCCUGCUGGUGCUCAGCCUGGCGCUGGUGGUUCCUGGACUCUCUACAAGAAAGCUGUGUGUGCUGACCGGGAGCUGGGUCAAUGACCUGGGCUCCAACAUGACCAUCGGGGCUCUCAAUGGAAAAGGCGACUUUACUGGCUCGUACCACACGGCCGUGACAGCCACCAACAACAAGAUCCUGAGAUCCCCACUACAGGGCUCCCAGCACAGAGAGAACCAGAAGAGCCAGCCCACCUUUGGCUUCACUGUCAAUUGGAAAUUUUCAGAUUCUGUCACUGUCUUCACGGGCCAGUGCUUCGUGGAUGAGACUGGAAAGGAGAUUUUGAAGACCAUGUGGCUCCUGCGGUCAAGUGUGGACAGCAUCAAUGAUGACUGGAAGGCCACCAGGGUUGGCAUCAAUGUCUUCACCCGCUUGCAGCUGCAGGAGUGAGGGUGGUGACGUGGGGCUGCUGCUGCACACUCCUGCCACACCACUUGCCUCUCCCAAUAAAGCUUUGUUGCAAACA